Suncus etruscus (white-toothed pygmy shrew) is the source of this 554-nucleotide messenger RNA. It is a transcript of the gene XTBD1, whose product is annotated as CDKN2A interacting protein N-terminal like. The record is from RefSeq and is a predicted model, not a curated record. NCBI's taxonomy places the organism in Eukaryota, Metazoa, Chordata, Mammalia, Eulipotyphla, Soricidae. The transcript is spliced from 3 exons. Bases 44 to 394 code for a protein of 116 amino acids.
UGCGUGUCGGGAAAGCGGCGGACCCCGACGGAGGGAGGACGCCAUGGUGGGUGGCGAGGCGGCUGCCGCGGUGGAGGAGCUGGUUUCGGGGGUGCGGCAGGCCACGGACUUCGCGGAGCAGUUCCGCUCGUACUCGGAGAGCGAGAAGCAAUGGAAAGCCCGCAUGGAAUUCAUCCUGCGCCACCUCGCCGACUACCGCGAUCCUCCCGACGGCGGCGGCCGCCUGGACCAGCUGCUCGCCCUCUCCAUGGUCUGGGCCAAUCACCUCUUCCUGGGUUGCAGUUACAAGAAAGACCUUAUAGACAAGGUGAUGGAGAUGGCUGAUGGGAUUGAAGUGCAAGACCUCCCACAGUUUACUACCCGGAGUGAAUUAAUGAAAAAGCAUCAAAACUAAGACAGAAGAUUCUUCAUAUUUCCAUCAUCGCUCAAGGCUUCCAGAAGAGGCUGGGAUGAAUGGGACUUGGACCACAGUAGCAUUUUUCAUACUCCCGGUGUUACCAACGUGCAGGAAAGGACAGACACAAUAGGAAUGAAAAGGAAUCUUGCUUAAAGAA